GCUACUCUCCUUGCUGAGCUUGACACUGUGCGGUUUCGUCCAGGUACGCAUCCUCGCUGUGGGAAGGAGAGGACGUUAAUAAAUAGGCUGCGGGGAGAGAGAAGAGAAGGCUUUGGACAUUUUUGCGUCUUUUCUUCUUCAUUUCCUUUUUUAAACGCAGACGCCAUCGCCAUGAAGACGCUGCUUUUGGCUGCCCUGCUCGGGGCGGUGCUGGUGUCCGCGGCCCAGGGCACCGACGGCGAGAUGUCGUUCGAGUAUCACCGCUACGACGAGCUGCGGAAGGCGCUGGUGUCGGUGUGGCUGCAAUGUCCCACUGUCACCCGCAUCUACACCAUCGGGGAGAGCUUCGAGGGCCGGGAGAUGCUGGUUCUGGAGAUGUCCGACAACCCUGGCACGCACGAGCCAGGUGAGCCGGAGGUGAAGUACAUCGCCAACAUGCACGGCAACGAGGCGGUGGGCAGAGAGCUGCUCAUCUACCUGGCGCAGUACCUGUGCAACCAGUACCAGCAGGGCAACGAGACCAUCGUGGACCUCGUACACAACACGCGCAUCCACCUCAUGCCCUCCAUGAACCCCGACGGCUUUGAGAAAGCCGCCUCGCAGCCCGGAGAGAUCAAGGACUGGUUUGUGGGCCGCACCAACGCCCAGGGAGUGGACCUCAAUCGCAAUUUCCCUGAUCUGGACAGAAUUAUCUACCUCAACGAGCGGGAGGGCGGAGCUAACAACCACCUGCUGCAAAACAUGAAGAAAUCUGUGGAGGAAAACACUAAGCUGGCGCCAGAGACCAAGGCAGUGAUCCACUGGAUCAUGGACAUCCCCUUCGUCCUCUCUGCUAACCUCCAUGGUGGAGAUGUGGUGGCCAACUACCCGUAUGAUGAGACCCGCACUGGCUCCGCCCACGAGUACAGCGCCAGCCCUGACGAUGCGAUGUUCAAGUCCCUGGCGAAGGCCUACUCCGUUUACAACCCCGUCAUGUCCGACCCUCGGCGAGCGCCCUGCCGCAAGAACGACGACGACUCCAGCUUCACGGACGGCAUCACCAAUGGAGGGGCCUGGUACAGCGUGCCAGGAGGCAUGCAGGACUUCAACUAUCUCAGCAGCAACUGCUUCGAGAUCACGCUGGAGCUCAGCUGCGACAAAUUCCCCAGCGAGGACUUGCUCAAGAGCUACUGGGAGCAGAACCGCAACUCGCUGGUCAACUACAUCCAGCAGGUUCAUCGCGGCGUGAAGGGCUUUGUGCGAGACCUGCAGGGCAACGCCAUCACCAACGCCACCAUAUCCGUGGAGGGAAUUGACCAUGACAUCACCACAGCCAAAGACGGCGACUACUGGCGUCUGCUGCCUCCCGGGAACUACAAGGUGGCCGCCUCCGCUGCGGGAUACUUGACCGUCAUCAAGAAGGUGGCGGUUCCUCACAGCCCCGCCACCAGGGUGGACUUUGAGCUGGAGUCUCUGAUGGAGAGGAAGGAGGAGGAGAGGGAGGAGCUGAUGGACUGGUGGAAGAUGAUGUCGGAGACGCUCAACUUCUAAGCACGUCCUUCCCCCCGCCCCCUCGCUGUCUUUUUGUGUCUUUUCAUUCCUCCCUCCCUCCUCAAGUCUUUCUCUCCUUCCCUUCUUCGACGUGACCUCCAGUAUCCUGCACACCGAUGGACACAGGAAGUAGUUUGUUUUUCUUUUCUAGUGUCGGCUACUGUACUGUACUUGGUUGUUUUAGUGUGACUUGUAACCGUGGCAACCACCCCUAUAACCCAUAAGAGGCUCCUCCCUUUGUUGCGCACACACGAUAGAAAAGAACACAAUGAGAUUGAAGAAAAAAAGCGCUUUGAGCACGGUGGCAUACACUAUAUUCUCUUGUAUCUAGCAACUUCAACAUGAACGCACAAACACACACCCCCUUAUUUUUAACGUGAAUGGACGCAAAAUAUUGUAAUGGUGCGUGUGUGUGCAUCUCGGCCACAGAGAGGAGAGUUACUGAAUGUAUCGCUGUUAAAUAACGUACUUGUCCAAGAUUCAAAACAAUAAAACUUCCUCUUUAUGUUGUCAAA
Messenger RNA from Dunckerocampus dactyliophorus (ringed pipefish), 2045 nucleotides. RefSeq names its product carboxypeptidase E (gene cpe). Bases 172 to 1530 code for a protein of 452 amino acids. Lineage: Eukaryota; Metazoa; Chordata; Actinopteri; Syngnathiformes; Syngnathidae. Gene Ontology annotation, biological process: proteolysis. Gene Ontology annotation, molecular function: metallocarboxypeptidase activity; zinc ion binding. The transcript has 9 exons. The record is from RefSeq and is a predicted model, not a curated record.